CUUCCAUUCCAGCCGAGGGUUUUGCAAUUGCGCAUGGUUGAGCCAUGCCGCCACGCCCCCAUCGGCGGCAAUUGUGCCUCGAGCUCCAGAGACAAUCCUUGGAUCCAUGGUCAUCAGACAAUUUGAUUGGGUUUGUGGAGGCCCCCCGACAAAGAUCGACUUUGCGGGAUACUGUGGAAUUUUCCAUCCAUCCACCACCCUUGGAAAACGCUUCUGCGUUCCCUGGUGCCUCUGCGACCCUGCCGUUUUCAUGAACGGCCUCUUCCACUGUCGUUGAUGGCCUUACAAGGAACUAUGAAGGAGGCCGACGAAGCUUCGGCGAAAGCAUGCCGCGACAUCUUGGACGCUGCAGAAAAGGGUGCCGUCAAUGCGGUGCGCCACUUCCUGCGGGUAGUGCCUGAUAGCAUCGGCGUGACAGAUCACGAAGGGAAGACAGCGCUCCAUGUGGCGGUGGAGAAGGGCCAAGUGGCUGUGACCAAGCUGUUGGUGUUCUCGGACGCUGCGGUGGAGACGAAGGAUCACUUUGGUGAAACCGCCCUGCACUUGCACGCGCGGAGGUCGACCGGCCGGUCUGACGGAGGUGCAGCGGGCGCUUCAGCGUCCACCGUGGAGGUCUUCCAGGUGCUGCGGGCAGCGGGCGCUUCGGUUGAUGCUCAGAACCACUUCCGCCGAACGGCUCUGCACUUGGCCGCGCAGUUCGAGCACCCAGAGAUGGCGCAGCUGCUGCUGGAGGCAAAGGCCGAUUUGGAGGCCCAGGACCACCGAGGCCGAACGCCUCUACACUUGGCGGUGCAGUUUGGACAUUCCAACAUCGUCCAGCAGCUGCUCAAUGCCAAAGCCAAUGUGCAUGCUGAGGACGACACAGGCGCCAGCGUGGUCCGCCUGGCCCAGUGCGGUGUUGACCUCGCGGAGGUGCUGGGUGCCGCCGGUGCCAAGGCGGAUGCAGCAGAAGCCCAUCGAUGUCGGGACAUGGCGCAGGCGGUGGAGAAGGCGAAGCUGGGUGCGUUGCGACACUUCCUCCACUGUCGGCCACAGGAGGUGAUGAAGGCCGACUCUUUGGGCCGCACAUUGCUCCACGGUGCGGCUACGCGUGGGAGUGCCAAAGUGCUGCAAUUGCUGCUGGAUGCGGCUGCUCUGGUGGAUGCAAAGGACGUGUGUGGCGAUACCGCCCUCCAUUGGGCGGUGCAGUUUGGGCAGAUUGAGGCGGCCCGGCAGCUGCUGGCGGCAGGGGCAUCGGAUGUUGAAAACAACCGAGGCUGUCGGCCCUUGGAGUUUGCGGUGGAGAAGGAAGACUUGAAGGCCGCUGAGGCCUUGCUGGCCUCGAAAGCCAACUUGCACACUUCCUGCUCCAACAAUCGCACCGGCCAGACGCUGCUUCAGAUGGCCAAGGAGAAGAACCCCCAGUUCGCCGAAGACCUCCUCCAGAUCUCCGAACGACCAGGCGCUGAACAGGAGGCUGAUGAAGUGGAAGCAAAAGCUUGCAGGGAUCUCUUCGACGCGGUGCGCAAGGGCGCGGUGCCGGCGGUGCGUCACCUGUUGCGAGCGGGAGAGGAGAUUGGCCGAACGGACAAGGAAGGCACCACGCCGCUGCACCUGGCCGCGCGGCACGGCCACGUGGUGGUGGCACGACAGCUGCUGGCAGCACAUGCGGAGGUCUCGGCGCAGAAUAGCUACGGUGAGACCUCGCUGCAUCUUGCGGCGCAGCAGGGCCAUGUUGGAGCGGUUCAGCUACUCUUGCACUUCAAAGCGAUGGUGGACGAGAAGACCGGCUCCAACACCCCGACGAACGGUUCCACCGCGUUGCACUUCGCCGCGCAGCGCGGCCACGGCGCCGCCGUCGCGGCGCUGCUGGCGGCCCGGGCCGUGCUGGAGGCGCCCAACGUGUACGGCUGCUUGCCACUGCACUUGGCCGCCCAGCAGGGCAACUGCGACACGGCGCGCCGGCUGCUGGAGGCUGCGGCUGCGGUGAAUGCGACCACUGAGAAGGAUGGUGAAGUGGCACUGCACUUCGCGGCCAAGGAGAAGCACUGCGAGCUGCUCCGGCUGCUGGUGACAGCAGGUGCCAGCCUGAAUGCACAAAGCCGAAGAGGUGAGACGCCGCUACACCUGGUCUUCCCGAACGCCGCCACCGAGCCUUCCUCACCACGCCGGCGCCGCGGCAGCGCCUCUGUGGCACAGCUGCUGGUGGCUGCACGAGCUGAUGUAGAUGCCAAGAACAGCCAAGGUCAAAGUGUGAAGGAACUUGCACAUGCCAAGGGCCUGGCAGCAUUCCUGAGCGCUUCACUUGCGUAAGGCAUUUGGGGCAUGCAGCAUCUUCCGCACGCGCCGCACGUGCGGAAGAAAAAUGGGUGCUUCUGAGUUGUUCGGUCCGGAUAGUGUUGUGUCUCUCUCAG
Messenger RNA from Durusdinium trenchii, 2393 nucleotides. The record is from the annotation of a GenBank genome assembly. Lineage: Eukaryota; Dinophyceae; Suessiales; Symbiodiniaceae.